Molecule: messenger RNA, 748 nt
Organism: Pyricularia grisea
Lineage: Eukaryota; Fungi; Ascomycota; Sordariomycetes; Magnaporthales; Pyriculariaceae
Exons: 2
Coding region: 98-748 (216 amino acids)
Source: RefSeq, a predicted model, not a curated record
CUUGGGUUUUCUUGUUUAGAUUACUCAAAAAAAAAGUACCAGGAACUUUUGGGCUUACACUUCAGAACCCUUGCUUUUUUUUUUUUUUUCCUGGGACAUGGCGACACCAGAGACCACCAGCAUUGGGCUUAGUUCCUCCAGCCUGAGCCGGAGCACCGCCUCUAACGCCAUCGCCGCCACCACUGCGACGCCCCCGCCGUUGCUACUGCCCCGGAUUACAAUCAAGUUUUGCACACAAUGCAAGUGGAUGCUCCGAGCCGCCUAUUACGCACAAGAGCUUUUAUCCACCUUCUCGACAGGGCUGGGUGAAGUAGCCUUGCAACCCUCGACUGGGGGUACCUUCAUCGUCCAGAUUCAGACGGCGGCGGCGACCACCACCGCCACCACCGACGACGACGACGAUGAGAACAAACCCUCUGCGCAUAGCAGCGGCGGUUUAUCCCACACGCUCUGGGACCGCAAGGUUGAUGGCGGCUUCCCAGAGACCAAGGAGCUCAAGCGGAGGGUGCGCGACGUGAUUGAGCCGGGACGGAACCUGGGCCACGUCGACCGGGACUAUAAAAGACCCGAAGGAGCUGCAACCAUCACCACCACCCACGCUGCCGAGCAUGUCUCAGAGCAAGCUUCUGGUGGGUCGGCUCAGGGAGCUGUAGAAGAAAAGGAUCCCGGUAAUGCUGCUGGUGGUGGCAGAGGAACUGAUGAAGCCGCGGUGGGACAACAAAAGGAAACCUGCGAGGACUGCAAUUGA